CCACAUUGUAAAUGUUAUUAAGAUGUUCAUCCGAGCUGAGCGGCUUGCAGACCACGAUGGGCACCUGUCCUUUAUUGCUACCUGGAUGCUGGACAUAUUUAGAGCUGCAGACCAUCAUCAGUAUGCCAAAGGUGCACGAAUGUACUGUCAACUGAUGAAGGAACUGGAAACUUUGCCUCGUUACAAAGAGACCAUUGAACGUUUCACUGCCCAUGGGAACCAUGUUGUCCGGUAUUCCAGCCACGAUUGGUCUGGCACCUGGUGUGACAUCUGCAUUGAGCAGACGUUAAUGAAGGCGGCCAAAUCAGAAGGUGGACUGAGCAGAGGGAGGAUGAGAAGCAGUGAUGCUGGCCACAAGUGAUGGGUGCUCACCCUCAGCCACUUCUCUAAUAUCAACAAGCAUAUGGAUGAAGGAGUAAACCAACAUGCUCCACUCCACAGAGACCUUGGGAAAACCCAGAUGAAGCGUGAUGCAGGGGCAGUUAAACUUGCCCUCCAGUGGUUUGAGGAGAACAACCCGUUUGAAACUUGGCAGGAUAUUGCCAACAGUUACCUAAGGUACCUGCAGAAUCUUGGCCGUAACUGUCAAAAGAUCAUUGUGGUUUUUGAUGGCUAUAACAGAUUGCCAAAAGAUCAUGACCACAUCCGACGAACCAAGAAGGCAUGCUGUGAUCUCCAGAUUCGAGGGGAUCUGAUACACUGGACACCAAGAGCAAAGUUCUUGGACAAAUGCCAUAAUAAGAGUGAACUCUAUCACCUCCUCUCUUCAACAUUCCGGAAGCUUAGCAUCACCGUGGUGCAGAGUGACAAUGAUGUUAACACUUUCAUUGUGGGAGAGGCAUUGGCUGCUGCUACAGAUGGCUCUGUUGAGGUCCGGGCAGAAGAUGCAGAUGUGCUGGUAAUGUUGACGCACCAUAGCUCAAGCACCAAAUACCCACUCUUCUUCACGACAUUGAAGGGCUCUUAUGAUGUCAGGAGGAUUCGAGAAGUUCUCUCUGAAAAACAGAGACGCUACCUGGUCUUUUGUCACGUCUUCACUGGGUGUGAUACAGUCUCUGCUAUCGCUGGCCAUGGGAAAACCAUUCUGUUUGACAGGUUUUGUGCAGGGGACAUAGAUGAACAUAUGGACAUCUUCCUGGACAUACGCGCUACCAAGGAUGCAGUGAUUCAGACUGGUACUGCGAUCUUCCACUACAUCUACCAUGGACCAGGUAGUACUCUGGGUAAAGUUCGAUACAACAUCUUUUUAGGCAAGGCAGCGGCUGGGCUGAUCAAACCAGAGACUCUACCUCCAACAGAGGGUGCAGCAGCACAUCAUUCACUCCGUGUCUACCAACAGACUCGGAACUGGCUCCUUCUACAGAGCAUGUCUCUGGACCCUAAUGACUAUGGAUGGACAAUAGGUGUUCAUGGUUAUGAGCCAGUUCCAACUCUAGACCCCAUGGCUCCUGAAGAGCUACUCCAGUUCACAAGCUGGAAUUAUCAUGGAGAUUGCAGCAGUCGGCGAUGCAGCUACAAAAAGAAUAGCGUCAAGUGCAUCUCAGCUUGUGGAGUCUGUCAAGGCAUUACCUGCAAGAAUGCUAUUCACGGUGAUGGCAUUUUAUGAUGAAUACU
Molecule: messenger RNA, 1614 nt
Organism: Nerophis ophidion (straightnose pipefish)
Lineage: Eukaryota; Metazoa; Chordata; Actinopteri; Syngnathiformes; Syngnathidae
Exons: 3
Coding region: 404-1606 (400 amino acids)
Source: RefSeq, a predicted model, not a curated record